AUCCAGCAAGUUCUUUGCAGCAUCCAGAUCUAUUGGGAAAGCCACCUCAUAUUUCCAAAACCUGUUCUGAACAUAAUUGAGUAAUUUUGCAGAGCUUUGCUAUGGUCUGGUACAGAACUCAGGAAGAAUGCUGCUGAAGUGGGUUGGCCAGAUCUGCUUACUAAAGGAUGAAGAUGGACUGGGACUAAAGGGAUUGCAAAAUGAGAACAAUGCCCCAUUUGGCAUCUCCUUACUGACAAACAAAGCAUAUGGAGCAGAUGGGUUAAACUUUCAAUUUGAGAGAGGCUUCUGGGAAAUCAAGUGCCCCUCACCCCACAAAGAAAAUGCUUUUGGAAUAGGAGGGAGAUGUUGCACUCAAGAGAUAAGGCAAGACCUCUUAUGCAGCAUGUUAUUGGUUAAGGGAGAAUACUUGACCUUUGUUGCUUCAUUUCAAUUCUAGUGGUUAUUUCAUACUGGGAGAUCGUACUUUUAUAUGCUGCUAUGAGAUCUCCAGCACUAGAUCGUCUAUAAAAUUUCCCUGUUGCAGCUUCCAUUUGCAUCAGACAGUUGGUACCCCCUGGCCCUCUGUUUCUAAGGUGGGGCCCCAUAAUCAUUUAUGAAUCUAAAUUCUAGAAAUCCCAAUGUUAGCCACAUUGUUGAUGGCAAUUAAUAGAGUUAGCGCUUUGAAACCUCAGAUGUUUUACAGGAAAUUAAGGCUUUAAUGCCUGACUACUUCCUAAUAACUCAGUAGAGACCAAG
This is a messenger RNA of Ilex paraguariensis (yerba mate), 738 nucleotides long. Lineage: Eukaryota; Viridiplantae; Streptophyta; Magnoliopsida; Aquifoliales; Aquifoliaceae. The record is from the annotation of a GenBank genome assembly.